Messenger RNA from Caenorhabditis auriculariae, 2812 nucleotides. NCBI's taxonomy places the organism in Eukaryota, Metazoa, Nematoda, Chromadorea, Rhabditida, Rhabditidae. The record is from the annotation of a GenBank genome assembly.
AUGAAUUUGCUAGGAGAUAAACAAGAAAGUUUGAUUUGUUACUGUUUGACUGCGAAUAACAACUUUUUCAGCAGCGAAGAGCGACUUGGAAGCGAAGGAAACUUUGAUGGAUCCUGGCAAUGAAGCGAUAAAAAAUAAUGCGGGUGGGCUAACAAUCUUUAUUGAUUGAUAUCUGAACAUGCAGAAACGAUUGAAAUUUUGGAGCUGGCCGAAACACGGCAGAUUCCUUUAGAAUUGACGGGCCAAAGUUCCAAUGGUUCCAACAAUCAGUUAGAUGAAGGAAAUGCUGCGCGAGGUUUGGAUAUCAUCAAACGUUUUGGGAUGCGAGUGAAAAAAGGUUCCUGAACUCUUUGAUAUCUUUAAUUCUAACGAUUUCAAGGAAUAACGCCUUUUUCCAAGCAUUCUGACACAAUUUCGGAGUUAUUAUCGGAAAUGGCUCAAAGCUCAAAGAAUGAGAGUUCUCUGCCGACCAGCAUCAGCGACAAUCUUUUGUCCAGUUUUUCAGUUUUCCUAUUCUCAUCGGAAAAGAAAUGUUCAGAAGAAACUCCCCUCUCUCCUGAUGCGAUUUUGGCAAAGUAUGCGGGGAAAUCGUGUAUUCCUCCGUUGCUACCGUCUCCGGUUGGAAGUAUCCCAGUAAAAUUCAUUUUUAGAUUUUCCCAUAUUUUUUGUAUUUAGGAAAGAAAUAUGCCCGAAGUAGAAUACUACAGCUCAACAAACCUUUUAUCAUGCAGGUUGAUUCGGUGUGAAAAAUAGAAUUUCAGUCUCUUUUAGGGCAUUCAGUGACACUUUGAGAAAACUGAGAACUGUUUUGGGCAACGUCUGUAAUCUGCCAAAACUCACGCUUCUCGAAAACACGUGAGUUCGUUCGAAUCUGUAUUUGAGCGAACUUAUCGUUGAUCAGAUUGAUACAGUUGGAUCAACAAAAAAGGUUGAAAGAAUUGCUACAAGCCGUGUUGGCAGAAAAGAUUCAUGGACGGGAUCAUGGCAUGGCUGCUCGAAUUCGCGAAGUCAUCCGAUGUGUCGACUUUUUUGACUCCAAUGGGUAUUUUUUUUUAAUUAUUUUUUUUUAGAAACGUGUAUUGCAAGAAUUUCGUUCACUUUUUCAGUGGAAAAAAUCAUCACAAAAAAGUUAUCAAUUUCUGAAUAUUAGGAUUAAAGCGGUAGAAUAACUUUUUUUGGAAUAAAAACAUUACCGGAAAAAAUUUCAUUUAAAAGCAUGGAAGAGUUAGAAAAACUGAUAUUUCAGAAUCGAUACUUUGAUCGAUAAACUGAAAGAAGGAAACGACGAACAGGAACGAAAAAUUUUGGACCUUCAAGCAAUGCGACUGCGUCACAUGGGGACGUUGUCCCUGCUCGACGCUCUUGAAUGUAGAAUUGAAUUGUGAGUUUCUCCCAUUGAUGUGAGAAACAUUUCCUUUACAGAAACAAGCAACUGAUUUUGGAGUCGCUAGUUCAGUUACUCACGAGAGCUUUCUUUUCGGUAAAAGAAGAAGAAGAACAGAUGACGGCUUUUGUUCGAGAAUUCAGAGCUCUUCAUGCUCAGGUGUGUGUUCAAGUUCUAGUAAACUUUUUGAAUGAGAAAAGUUUCUCAAAAGCAACUUAUUUUCAGGAUGAAAGAUCUGACGCGGUUCAAAAAAUGGUUCUUAGAUUACAUCAGAAAAUUCCCCAUCAUUCUUUGUGGAAGGUGACGAAUGUUCGUUCAGAAAUGAAAAAAAAAGCGUUUAAACUUUUUAGGAUGCUCCAUCAGCAAUGUUGUCCUACACAAAGAAAGCCUUGGAACGAGAAGUUAUGCGAUAUGUUCAUCCUCACGCCUUCUAUCCCAACAGUGACGCCGACAGAUUCCGCGAUGAGUGGGUUUUUUCUCUCUGUAACACCUCAAAUGAACUUUUCAGUGUGUUUUACGUCAACGUCAGCAAACUGGUUGCCAAAAUAACGCACAAAAGUGCAAGUAUAGCAAUAAACGAGGUAUGGGUAUUUUUCAAAUGAAUGGGAUUUAAAAAUUCUCAGAAGUUACACGGCGAGGCGCCUUGGCCCUCCGCUCAAGCAGAGAUCAAAGUAAUCAACGCUUACAAAUCGGCCAUCGAUAAGCUUGAAUGUGUUGUGAGGUUUGUCCUCAAAAAAACUAUCCGCUAAAUAAAAAUUAUAUAUUUGUCGUCUAUCAUAACGUCGAGUACGUAAACAGCAGACUUUACGUCACAAAAAGAAAAGGGUGUUCAUUCCAAAUUUUUUUCAUUUUAUCGUUCAUUCAUUUCUUGUAAGAAUGUUAAAAUUUGAACUUUUUGGGCUACUGAAAUGAAAAAUUUUCAAAUUUCCCAAAAUAAAAUUUUCUCAAUAGUUAAAAAUGUGUGAAGAUCUCAUAUAUUGAAAUGAGCUGAAUCCAAAAUACUUUGAUUUUCAAAAGGCUUUGUAACGAAUGGUAAAAAUAUUUUGGAGAAGCUAAUUAUUUUUUGAGUUCUUUUUUUAAAAUCAAGCUGUUUUUACAUUAUAAUUCUUGUGCGCUCUUUAAUAGGAAAAAGUGCAAAUUUGAGAUGUUGCGAGUGCAUCAACAACCUGGUCGCUAUGGCUGGAGACCAGAAUAUUGCGGCCGCAGACGAUCUGAUACCUGUCCUGGUUUAUGUGCUGAUUCAGGUUAUUCGAGCCUACAGUGAUUCUGUUUAUAUAUAUUUGUUUUUUUUAGGCAAACCCACCAGCUUUGUUGUCCAAUUUGCAGUAUAUCGAGUCCUUUGCUGAGAACAAAAUACGAGAAGGCCGGGAGGCGUAUUACUGGACCCUUUUCCAAUCUUCUAUUGAAUACAUAAAAACCCUUUUUUGA